CCUCAGAUUUCUUUUCAUUCUACUCAAGGCUUCGCUUGUGAGUGACUUCCCACUUCCGUUUCUCCUGAGUCAGGUUUCAGAGGCCAUGUCUGCAGAAUUCAUUUCAUCAGCAGGAGAGGAGGAAUGCCCCAGCUCCAGACCCAGUUUUAGAUCCAGUGGGAGGAAGAUAUUAAACCUGCUCCUGGAGAGAGACACUUCCUUUACCACCUGUCCAGAUCUCCCUAGAACUCCCGUGAACAAACUCUUUGCUGAUUCUGCAAACCUAAGCGUUUUGUCUGGAGGUACCCCGAAAUGUUGCCUUGAUCUUUCGAAUCUUAGUGGUGGUGGAGAGAUGUCUGCCAAUCAACUUACCACUUCUGCAGACCUUGAUGAAACUGGUCACUUGGAUUCUAAAGGACCUCAGGAAAUACAUUUAACUGGGAUGAAUCAUCAUCAGCACCUUACAAAAUGCGGCCCAGCACAGCUGCAUUGUAGCACUCCAAGUGCUUUGGACCAUGGCAACAGGAAGAAAGAUGCAAUAUGUAGCUCAUCCACAAAUAAAGAAAAUGAGAACAACACUUUGAAGUCCUCAGAGUGGUGGCCACUCAGGAGCCUGAAGUUUCAAACUAGACAAGGGGGGCCUUACAUGUCUCCCCUUUCUCUACUGGACAAUGGAAACUUUUUGGAAAGUGAAAUGAAAUAUCUGGGCAGUCCCAUUACUACAUUUCCAAAAUUGGAUAAAAAUCCAGAACUAGGAGAUCAGGCAGAGGAGACUUCCGAUGAAUUGAUGGAGUUUUCUCUGGAAGAUCAAGAAGAGGCCAAGGCAUUUCUGAACAGAAGCUCCUUGUAUCGCUCCCCUUCGUUGCCAGAGCAUUUGAACAGGCCAAGACUGAAGCGGGUGGUAAAAUUCAAGAACAACCCAAUACCAGAUAAAGAAAAAAAGGAGUAUUGUUCUAACCAAAAAGAGCUCAGGAAGUGGGGGGAUUCUUGUCAUCCUCAGGGCUUAGGUCUAAAGAAGACAGUUUCUCUCUGUGACAUUAAUGUCAUUCAGAUGCUGGAGGAAGAUUCUAACCAGGGCUCUCUGAUUGGUGAUUUCUCCAAGGUAUAUGUGCUGCCAACCGUGUCAGGGAGACACCAAGAUCUGAAGUACGUCAGCCCAGAAACAGUAAGCAGAUUUCUGGAGACGGUGGCUGCCUUGCUGUCAGGGAAGUUCCAGAGCUUGAUUGAGAAGUUUUAUAUCAUCGAUUGCCGCUAUCCAUAUGAGUACCUGGGAGGACACAUCCGGGAAGCUUUAAACUUGUACAGUCAGGAAGAACUGUAUAACUUCUUUCUGAAGAAGCCCAUUGUCCCUCUCAACACCCAGAAAAGAAUAAUCAUCGUGUUCCACUGUGAAUUCUCCUCAGAGAGGGGUCCCCGAAUGUGCCGCUCUCUGAGACAAGAGGACAGGGCUCUGAAUCAGUAUCCUGCAUUGUACUACCCAGAACUAUAUAUCCUCAAGGGGGGCUACAGUGACUUCUUUCCAGAAUAUACGGAGCUGUGCGAACCACAGAGCUACUGCCCUAUGCAUCAUCAAGACCAUAAGGCUGAGCUGCUGAGGUGUCGAAGCCAGAGCAAAGCAUGGGAAGGAGAGCGGCAGCUGCAGGAGCAGAUUGCCUUACUGGUGAAGGAUGUGGAGCCCAUGAUAGUGGAAGCGGCGUUGUGGUGCGUCCGAGCGCUUCGGAGUUGGAGGGCGGCGCCCAGGACCCUGGUGGGAGAGUGUCGGCGCUGCGCGGGAGGAAGGGCAGGAGGCGGCGUUGGAGGAGCCCCGAUCGCAGAACCUCUGGGCGAGGAGCGAGGAGAGCGCCGCGCCCGGCGCUGGCACAGCGUCUCGGACGCGGACGGCUGGCGUGAGGACCGAGCCAUGGCGCGUCCUCCAAUCCCGCGAACACUGCCGCCCGCGUUCCUGCUCCUGCUGCUGGUAUCUCUGCGGCUCCGAGCCGACCCCCUUCCUACUGAAGGCCGGCUGAUGAACAACUGCAUCCAGGCCAGGAGGAAGUGCCAGGUUGAUCCUAUUUGCAGUGCUGCCUACCGCCACCUGAAUUCCUGCACCUCUAGUGUAAGCACCCCAUCACCCGCACAGGAGCUUUUGGUCCCUGUGGAGUGCAGGGAGGCAGCACAGCACCUGAGGAAUAGCUCUCUGAUGAGCUGCACAUGCCACCGCCGCAUGAAGAACCAAGUUGCCUGCCUGGACAUCUACUGGACCGUUCACCUUGCCCGCAGCCUUGGUGACUUUGAACUGGAUGUUUCCCCCUAUGAAGACGCAGUGACCAGAAAACCCUGGAAAAUGAAUCUCAGCAAACUGAACAUGCUCAAACCAGACUCAGACCUCUGCCUCAAAUUCGCCAUGCUGUGCACUCUUAAUGACAAGUGUGACCGGCUGCGCAAGGCCUAUGGGGAGGCGUGCUCGGGGUCCCACUGCCAACGCCCCACCUGCCUCCGGCAGCUCCGCGCCUUCUUUGAGAAGGCGUCGGAGCCCCACUCUCAGGGCCUGCUGCUGUGCCCGUGCGCACCGGCCGACCAGGGCUGCGGGCAACGCAGGCGCAACACCAUCGCUCCCAGCUGCGCGCUGCCGUCCGGGGCCCCCAACUGCUUGGAGCUGCGGCGCGUCUGCAUCUCUGACCCGCUGUGCAGAUCUCGCUUGGUGGAUUUUCAAACCCACUGCCAUCCUCUGGACAUCUUAGGGACCUGUGCAACAGAACAUUCCAGAUGUCUGCGAGCAUACAUGGGGCUGAUUGGGACUGCCAUGACUCCCAACUUUGUCAACAAUGUCAACACCAGUGUUGCCUUAAGUUGCACUUGCCGAGGCAGUGGCAACCUGCAGGAUGAGUGCCAGCAGCUGGAAGAGUCCUUCUCCCACAACCCCUGCCUCAUGGAGGCCAUUGCAGCUAAGAUGCGUUUUCACAGCCAACUCUUCUCUCAGGACUGGGAAGACUCCACCUUUCCAGUGAUGGAACGCCAGAACAAAAACCCUGCUCUGAGACCACAGCCCUGGGUGUCCUCUCUUUUCUUCUGUACGCUUCCCUUGAUUCUGUUCCUGAGCCUCUGGUAACUGGACUUCCUCUGGGCCCCUCUGCUCUCUACCACACCCAGCCUGACCUGCAGCCUG
Enhydra lutris kenyoni (northern sea otter) is the source of this 3124-nucleotide messenger RNA. RefSeq lists its product as uncharacterized. Gene Ontology annotation, molecular function: signaling receptor activity; protein tyrosine phosphatase activity. The transcript is spliced from 23 exons. Gene Ontology annotation, cellular component: signaling receptor complex; external side of plasma membrane. The record is from RefSeq and is a predicted model, not a curated record. Lineage: Eukaryota; Metazoa; Chordata; Mammalia; Carnivora; Mustelidae. Bases 86 to 3067 code for a protein of 993 amino acids. Gene Ontology annotation, biological process: positive regulation of cell cycle G2/M phase transition; nervous system development; protein dephosphorylation.